AUGCGCGCAGAGAUUUGCGUGUUAUUGGGUCUUUGUUGUGGUGUGGCGUGGGGAACGAUCGACUCGCACACCGUUCAUGUCUAUCAUUCAUCAGCUUUUGAUCAAAAUGAGCUGUGCUCGGCUCGAGGAUGCGGUCAAGGAUUCAUCUGUUUCGUCGCCGUCGAUAAAGCACUUUGUGUGAAGAGAGAAGUUGCCAGAGAAAAACUUGGCAAACACAAGUACAUUGAGCACGGAAACGAUGAAGAGUUGCUGAGAAAGAAGCACCAGCACAAUCUCCUUUCGGAUGCGGCGAAACACGAGAGACAAGAGAAACAUUUGUGUUCCCGCUCGGAGCUUGACUCGAUUGGUGGUCGCUUGAUGCAAUGGUUCAAAGAUAUGCACAGAAUUCACGACGGAAAAGAUGUUUCAUUAAAAAAACACAAAGUAGCCUGUCGGCCUGAUGUCGCAUGGAUGUUUGAACAAUGGGAUGGAAAUGAUGAUGGACAACUCUCACAAAAAGAGUUGAAGCCAAUCGAGGGAAACAUGAAAGAGCCGUGCCUCACGCAUUUCUUCGAUCUAUGCGAUGACAUGGUGAUCGAUGGAGAGAUUUCGGUGGACGAAUGGUGCGAUUGUUUUUCGUUUUCCGAUGAUUACCGCCACGAACCCCCAUGCCAUAAAGAGAAGCAUCACGCCGAUCCACAUGUCCCAGGAGUUUUCAUUCCUCGUUGCGAUCUCGAGGGUUUCUAUCAGCCAGAGCAAUGUCACGGUGGGCAAUGUUGGUGUGUUGACAAGUAUGGGCGUGAGUUUGAUCAAAGUCGCGUUCAAGGAGAGCUCCCCGAUUGUGGACAAUAUGGUUCCGAGUUGAGCUACGAAGAAGAGGAGGAUCUCCACGCUCGAAUG
Mesorhabditis belari is the source of this 879-nucleotide messenger RNA. The record is from the annotation of a GenBank genome assembly. Lineage: Eukaryota; Metazoa; Nematoda; Chromadorea; Rhabditida; Rhabditidae.